Messenger RNA from Exaiptasia diaphana, 2184 nucleotides. RefSeq lists its product as uncharacterized. The record is from RefSeq and is a predicted model, not a curated record. NCBI's taxonomy places the organism in Eukaryota, Metazoa, Cnidaria, Anthozoa, Actiniaria, Aiptasiidae.
AACCGCGUCAACUUCCAAGAGGGAGUUUUACAAGUUUUCUCUGUAUUUCCUUGGUUUCAUACGCCAGRAAUGGCCUUAAAUCGUGAAAUGGAAUCCAUACAAACUAAAGAUGAAGAAAGUCCAACAGUAGAGUUCUCAAGUUAYACUUGGCCUCAAGUGGGUCACAAAAGAACAAUGGACUUAGACUGCGAUAACGGACCAUCAUCUCCUAAACAAAUGAUUAUGGAGUUUGCGAAUGAAGAAGAGACUGGCUCGCCUAUUGUAAUUCACAUCGGAAGUGGAGAAAAUCUAGUAGUCACCGGUGACAAUGAUUCCAGUAUCGCUGAAGGCAAGGCAACUGUGGCAUACAUAGAAAAUAAUCAUGARACCAGAGGACCAAUCCUAGAGGACAAUAUCAUCAGGAAGAACAGCAUUGAAUGUAAUGACCAACCAGCAGAAGAGAUCAAUGGCUUUCCUGUUUACAAGCUACGACGACACGCCCCAUUCCUAAAUGAAACCCUGGAGCUAUGUAUGGGUGUCAACCUUAACAAAGAACUCGUUUGUCACCAGGUCCCCCCUAAUGUUCAGGCUUCGGCCAUCUUUGUCGUCGAUUUUCAGUGCGUACGUCAUCAUGACGUCGUAGCCAGAGACAAAGGCUGCUUUGGUCGCCAGUCAAGCCCAACAAGACAUGUUGCUCUUAAAAUCGCACUUGAUCGCACAAUUGAAGAUAUCAAAACUAUCAAAUUCAUGACCGAGGAUAUGUCUCCGGAGCCUGGGUUCGAGUUUUACAAAAUACGACGUCAUUACACGUGGCACAAGUUCAUUUCUGGUUUGUCAAGAAUCAUAACGAGGCUUGAGUAUAAGAAUGAGUUAUUCAGGUAUGGCGUCGUGCAGUUUAAGCUGUCUGAUGAGGACAAAUCAUUUGCCAGCAACUUCAAGCCUUCUGUGCAAGCAACGCCGGAGAAAUCUCACUCUCAGCGUUCAUCUUCAAAAGCAAGUAUUGAAAAUACUCGCACUCCGCGMGUUUUGACCGCAGGAACAGUUUCAAAAUCGUCAUCUGCGCUCAAUUCUCAGCCGUCGUCAAGUAGCCAAGCGAAAGCUCAAGCUUCUUCCACGGCAUCUUGCAAAAACGARAUAUUUAAUAUUCUUCAAAAUGCCGACAAACCUCGUCCACAGCUUAGUAAAGUAGCUGAUUACUCCAAGUUGCUGUCAUUGCUAAAAUGUGACGAGUUUCUCUGCGACGUAUCUUUCUGUUCCAUGUUGACUGAUGAUACUGAACGCGUGCUAAACCCAAGAACAUUCGCCAUGGGAGAACUACAGCGGCAUUGGCUGCAGUCGUUCUGCACCGGCGCCAACCCCAAGUCAAUUGUCAGCAUCACCAAUCUACACAAGCUUGGAAACGUUUAUCUCACUGCCCUUACCUGUUCCCUACCCAUAUUCGUCCUGAAAGACGACCCCUCAAAACAUCCCACUGUCCUCCUCGCGCUCAUGACCAGUCUGACCAAUGAGAAACAAGAUUACGAGUAUCUGGCCAGUAAAUUACGUCAGCAGGGGAUAACCCAGAUGGUGUAUGGGACAGACGGUGUAGCCCCCCUUGAUGAUGUACUUGAGAAGAAUUUUCCGACUACUGGGGCUGACAAGAGCAUCCAUGUAUGCUGUUUUGACAAUGCCAAAGAUAUCAUUAUGCAGAAACUUGACUCAAUGAAGGUGAAAACGGGAGACUUUAAGUUACUAAUUUCAAGACAGAUACUUGGGUUCGACAUGGAGGAUUCUGGAGAUGCCCUGGUUGAUCACAGAAGCGAUGCAAAAUUCCGAGAGAUAUGGUCCAAUGUGGAACCCGCGUGGCCGAUGGCGUUUCGCGAGUGGAUCCACAAACCUCAAGAAGGUAGUGAGCGCUCCUUCUAUGAUACUCUAAGACGCUGUAUGCUACGACCUGUCCGCGUGGCUGCAGGCCUUGGAGAUCCACCCAAGAAAUACAGCAAUAGAGUCGACAAUAGAGGAAUCAACGAUGCCAUCACUGAACUCGAGCAAGAGGCAAAGCAAUCCGUCGACCUGGUCAAAGUUCAUGAAAUAUUUAAGACACGAGCUGUCGAUUCUCAGAUAACGGACUUUGUGAAAGCUAUGUACAAUAUGGGGCAGCUUAGACUAGCAAAGGAGUACCAGCAUUUGACUGUGUCGCUGUUAAACGUUGACAAAUGAUCACGA